Molecule: messenger RNA, 204 nt
Organism: Cutaneotrichosporon cavernicola
Lineage: Eukaryota; Fungi; Basidiomycota; Tremellomycetes; Trichosporonales; Trichosporonaceae
Exons: 2
Coding region: 1-204 (67 amino acids)
Source: RefSeq, a predicted model, not a curated record
AUGCCUGCCUGCCAGAAGACCAUCGACGUCGUGCACAUCACUCUCCUCGUCGCGCUCAGCGUGAUCGCGGGCCACCUCACGCUCGUCAAUCUUCCCCCUCGCGCCAAGUGGAUCCUCUUUGGUGCCUCGCUCACCUUUGUCCUGGCCCUCGGCGGUUUUGUCGUGCGCAAGCUGUGGCGCAAGGGCUCGGCCUGCCCCGUGUAG